This is a messenger RNA of Ectocarpus sp. CCAP 1310/34, 1605 nucleotides long. The record is from the annotation of a GenBank genome assembly. NCBI's taxonomy places the organism in Eukaryota, Phaeophyceae, Ectocarpales, Ectocarpaceae.
AUGAGGGCAGCAACGGCCUCGAUCCUGGCCCUACUAGCUGUCUUCACGAGGACAGGGUCCGCUAGCUGCGUCGAGAGCCAAGGCAUCGCCACCGGCGGCGGUGAAGGCCUCCUCGACUUGUCGGUCCUACUAAACGCAUCCGCACCCGGCAUUGUUCCAGCUAUCAAAGAAUGCUCGGGCGAGCUGGAAACACCCAUCGGGAUGAGGCUCUUCACUGCCCUCGACGCGGCCCAGUUCUCGCUGGGGAGCAUGUUCGAGUCCAACGGGGUGGCACUUGACAUAUUCGGCGACAAGGAGACGUCCGACGCCCGCCGCCGCUGCCAGCCAGCCGACGGAGAUGAGGACGGCGCGGUGCUUUUCAACAUGCACCUAGGCGUGGCCGGAUUAUACAUGGCCGCGUACGUCGGCUCCGAGCACAUGCCGUGGUGCACCGAUACUGUCUCCGCCCUGAUGGAAGCGUACGGAGCCCCCCUCUCCAUGCUGGAUGUUGCUGACGCCAGCACAGACACGCCGUGGGGACUGGCCAAGGCCUACGUCGACGAGGUCAUGUCCUUCCUCAUGGAAAACGAUGGCUGGAACGCGGACGGGGGCCUCGGUGGAAAGGAGUUCAACCGCAUCCCGUUCACGGGAGACUUCUCCUAUACGGACUCUGGAGGCAACGAGUGGAACGGAUACACACCCAAGAACACGCCCUACAAGUUUGCGCGCACCAAGAAGUGGCAGCCGUUGCUGGAGUCGGACGGCCUUGGCUACAUCACUGCCCAAGAACACGUGACCCCUCACAUUGGCGUAACGGCUCGGUUCUUUGGGUUCGACACAGCCGAGAAUGAGGAGGCAUGGGGUUCGCGCAAGCUCGACGCGCCGCCUUACAGGAACAGGCAUGACGAGAUUGCCAGGGAGGUUCUUGAGGCGUCAAAGCUAGCUGCAGAUGACCCAGCGAAGCAGUUCGCCAUAUCCUUCUUCGACAACAAGGCUACCUCUUUGCUCCCACUCAUGACUGAUUACUUCGCCCAGCGACGUGACACCCUGUCGAGACUCGAGUUCUUCAAGGUCAAUCUCAAGCUUCAGCUGGGAAUCUAUAACGGAGUUGUGCUUUCAUGGCGGGAGAAGAUCCGCCACGACGCUCCGCGCCCCCCUUCAGUGGUCAGGAACGAGAUCGGAGACGAGAUUGUCGAGGCUUACGCGGGUCCCGACAGCGGUGUUCAGAACAUGACGGCCUCUGAAUGGGUGGACCGGUCCGUGCGGAUAUUCCAAGGUACCGACACUGAGCGGAAACAGGAACGAUUUCAUAUGCAACAAGAGUACCACAAAAAGACCGGGAGGGUGUGGGCUGGCACAGACACCAUCAACCCUCCGCUGGAACAACCCGAAGAAGAUCCGCUCGUGUCGUUCGCGAGCUGGAGCGAGAUUUCGGAAAUGUGCGGCGACUCCCGGGUGUGGGGUGGCCUGCACUUUGAGGAAUCUGUGCCGGCCGGGGUGGAGCUUUGUGGCGGCGACGAAAUGGCCAUAUCUAUUGCCGCUUCGAUCGACGGGCUGACCGCCGGUGACGAGUCUGUCGCCGUGUUCAAACGUGAUAUUGGCGAACUCAUGCUUCGGCCCCUGUAA